Theobroma umbraticum is the source of this 3285-nucleotide messenger RNA. Lineage: Eukaryota; Viridiplantae; Streptophyta; Magnoliopsida; Malvales; Malvaceae. The record is from RefSeq and is a predicted model, not a curated record.
GCGACAUAUUUCUUGGAACACGCUAGUUUUCUUUUUCUCCAGCCCUUACAAGUGGAGAUUUCACUCUUCCACCACCUACAUGGUAAUCAAGAGCUUCAAAAUUUCCAUCUAACUUGACUCAAAUGGAGCGACGGGAAGAGCAAGAAGAACAGCUAAUAUGGAAAUCAGGUGCAGAAUCAAUGGUUUCGUUCACAAUCGGCAGAGCCAUGAGCACUCUCCUCACCGCCCGUCCCAAAAAGCUCCACCACUCCGUUUCUCGCCUCUCCCCCGACUUCUCCAACAAAACCUCGCUCGUUUCUAUGGAUGAAUGCCUCUGGUUUCUUCACAAGUACGUCAAAGAUGCGGCUCAGAGAGACGAAACUUUGGAUGCGGUUCUUGUUCCCAUGAUCGAACACUCAUUGAAGUACAAGGACUUGAAGCAUGGCGGUCAACCUAUGAUACUUCUCAAUUGGCUCUUCCAAGAUGAGCUUCUUUUUCAAGCAGUUGCCAUGAAUCUUGCAAAUAUAAUUGUGAGGAAAGAUGAUCGGUAUAUAGCUUUUGGUUGGUGUACUCUUGUGCGGGGACUCAUGGAGUAUGAAAGUAGUAUGGAUCAGUAUUUGUUAAAUGGAAUAAAGGAGAAAUACAAUGCUCUGUUGAAGAUACUUUGCACUUGUAUUCCACAUCUAUCGUAUAUUGUACAUAGGGGAAGCAGUUUGCAGGAUAAAUUUGAACUACCUUCACGCCUUUCAGUGGCUGCUGCAGAUUGUUUAUUGGCUUUAACAGAAGGGUUGACAAAAAAGCCCGAUAUUCUUAGUAACAGGCCUAAAUCAUUAAGCUCCAGUGAAUCAAACUGUCUGGUUACUUUAACAGCAUCUGGCAUUGAUGAGAGGAAGGUGAAAGCUACUCAUAAAUCUUCUGAAGUUUUAACCAGGGGUGUGGAGUUUUUGUUAUGGGAUCAUCUAGAAGAUCUCAUUUUUUUAGUGCAGAGACUCCUUGCAUGGAGCAGAAAAAGUCGUCCAUUACAUGCUAAAGGAUUGGAGCAGGUGCUUAAGUGGUUGCAGGAGAUAAAAGUGCAUUAUGGUGGCCUUCAAGAUGAGGCAGGAUCAAAGAUACAAAAGACUGGAGCAUUGCUACUCUCUUCAUGUUGGAAGCAUUAUGGCCUGCUAUUGCACUUGGAAGAUCACAAAUUUACUAAGCAUUACAAGGAAAUGUUGGACCAGUACUUGUCAGGCAUCCAGUACUACACAAGCAACCACGAUGAGGGGCAUGCUGAGAGCAAGGAUGAUGGUAUAGAAACCAGAAAGUUUUUCCUGAAUUGCUUAUGCCUUCUUCUGGGGCGUUUUGAUGGGAAAAAAUUUGAACGCAUAGUGGCAGAAUAUGGAAAGCAGAUGUCACAUCUCCUUUUAUCACAGCUUCACUGCAAUGAUGAUGAUGUAAUCGAUGGGGUUGUGAGUAUAUUCAAGGCUGUCAUUUUUAAGCCAAAACAUUCAUCUGGAAGCAGUGUAACUGACACCAAGCAGAUGGAUGCUGUGGUACCGCUGCUGCUUCACCUUCUUGACGAGAGAGAUGGUGCAGCUAGAGCUGUUGUUAUGCUCAUAGCAGAAUACUGUUGCAUAACUGCUGACGGUCACUGUCUUGAAGAAGUUCUUAAACGCCUUGCUUCUGGAAAUGCUAUUCAGAGGAGGAACGCUUUUGAUGUUAUAUCAGAACUAAUUCACAUAUUAACAGAUGCAGCACAUAUAGUUUCUCAUUCUACCUGGCAAAAUAUAGCAAAUAAUUUACUUUUGUGCCUUGGAGAUGAAGAAACUGCAACCAGGGAACAAACAUCCAAUUUGCUUCCUCUGAUUGACCCAUCAUUUGUGUUGCCUGCAUUAGUUCGUCUUGUUUGCUCAUCAGAUGAAAAGAUACAACCAGCAGCUGCUGAAGCCUUUGUUAGAGUGCUCAAGCAUCAUAAUCAGAAACCUGAAGUUGUGAUCAUGCUGCUUGACAGUCUUAGCAACCUAAGUCAGGGUCUAGCUGAUGCAGAAACUGGAGCCCAUACAGUGGAAGGAUCAAAUACAGACUGUGAUAGGGUGCUCAGACUGAUCCCGGAGUGGUCUAAAACUGUUCGAGACUGGAACUUCUUGAUUGGACCCAUGAUUGACAACAUGUUUGCAGUGCCAUCAAAUGCUACUAUUGUCCGGUUUCUGAGUCACAUAAAUGAGCAGUUAGCAGAAGCCGCUGAUGUAGUCCUUCAUCGAGUUUUGUUGCAGAUGAAAGGACAGAAAGUCAUGAUUGACGAAGCUUUCUUCUCUGGAUGGGAGACAAGAACCUGUACAAGUGAUGACUCCAUGACAAUGCAGCAAUCUUUGUUUGAGCAACUUUGUCCCUUACUCGUAAUUAGGUGGCUUCCGUUGAGAGUAUUUAAUGAUCUAAAUUCCUCUGUCAUGUAUGGCCGACUUCAUAAUCAGGGUAUUAUGCAUGGUACGAUUUGUAAUUGCUGUAAGAAUAUAGUGAUGUCAGCAGCAUUGAUGACACGAGUAUUGCUACUUUCCUCUUGCAUAGAUUCUCAAGAUACAUUGAAGAUUAAAGGUUGCCUGUUUUCACUGUGUACAUCCCUUGUGGUAAGAGGAAAGGAAUCACUUGUGCAUUCUUUUAUUAUUGAAAUCCCGAGAACCAUAGAAGUGAUUCUGUUUUGGCCUUCGUUUGAUGGUGAUGAAGUUUCCAAAGCCCAACAUGGGUGCAUUGAUUGUCUGGCAUUGAUGAUAUGUGCCCAGUUGCAAGCUCCUGAAUUGUUUAAAGACCGCACCUCGUUGAGGAGCAACAUUGUUGGGAAGAAAAGCAAUCCUGGGGAUGCUGCCUCGAGACCCUAUAUCCUUAGAUAUGCAAUCCAGCUAUUAAUAAAUGAUAAAAGAGAACUUAAACCUGCGUCGAAGUUGGGUGAUGAGAACUGUGAAACUGAGGCACCAAUUCCCCACUCCUUUCGUCUGUGCAUGGCUAAUGUUCUCAUCAGUGCUUGUCAGAAGAUAUCUGAUUAUUGCAAAAACCCGCUUGCAAAGACAAUUCUUCCAUGUCUCAUUGAUUCAGUUGAGGUAAUAAUGCAGCCAGAGAUUAAAGCUGCUUGCAUCCAGGUUCUGUUGUCUGCUGUUUAUCAUCUGAAGUCUGCAGUCCUUCCUUAUUUGUGUUAUCUUCUCAAACUUUCUUUAAAAUCCCUUGGAAAGGGAUUAGAAAAAGGAAAGGAUGGCUGGUGCAAAGCUGAUGACUUCUCUCAUGGGCGGUGAAGAUUCAAUUUUGGAGAGUAUAGCUGAUGGAUUAGUAGAAGCAAGA